AUGAAUCCAUACAAACGAAAUCAUUUUCUUAAUGUUGCAAGAAAUAUGAAUAAUUAUAUUGCUGCAUCAAGUCAACGGUAUUUCCGAAGACCAUAUUAUUCACCUAUACGUGAUAGAGCAAAUUUUUUAUCGAUAUAUAAUGAACCAUUGACAACCAAUUUUGGUCUUAGUGGUCUGAUUUCAUAUGGUUUAGGUGGAAUUGGUAUGUUACCAAAUAUGAUUAAUAUGGGUUAUUAUUUUGGUUAUUUUUUUAAUACUCGUGCAUAA
This is a messenger RNA of Rotaria sordida, 267 nucleotides long. Lineage: Eukaryota; Metazoa; Rotifera; Eurotatoria; Philodinida; Philodinidae. The record is from the annotation of a GenBank genome assembly.